Lasiodiplodia theobromae is the source of this 969-nucleotide messenger RNA. RefSeq lists its product as uncharacterized. The record is from RefSeq and is a predicted model, not a curated record. NCBI's taxonomy places the organism in Eukaryota, Fungi, Ascomycota, Dothideomycetes, Botryosphaeriales, Botryosphaeriaceae. Bases 1 to 969 code for a protein of 322 amino acids. The transcript is spliced from 2 exons.
AUGAUGGGUCUCAACCGUCGCGGCACGGUGACCGACUGCAUCGAGCCUCACCUCAAGCCCGACAGCGUCACUACCAAGUACAACCCUGACGAACCGGUCGCCAUCACGUCAGAAAGGCUCUGUACCCACUGGAUCCUCACAGGUGAAGUUGAUGCCCAAAACAUAAUCGGCAUCUUCUCUGGACACAACAAGACGAAGAAGGCGCUUGCGGGCCCAUGCUGGCUCUGUUAUAGCGACCCAGAGCAAGGCGGGUCGGACACUCUCCCCUCCCAUUGUGGUAGGAAGGCAUUCCAGACAGAAAUCAGAGAUAUACCCAGCCCUCUGCGGACCGGUCCAUUUGCUAAAAACACUGCCGCGAAGACGGCCAUCUCAGGCGCCGUCAGGCCCAACGUCGAAGUAGCCAUGUUCAUCCUGCUGGCGGUCAUCAUCCCGGUGGUCGCCUUUUUCGGCAUCAAGUGGCUUGUUUUCCGUCCUACCCGUCUUACUAUCCACCCUGCUGGCGGCGCUUUCAUGCGUGUUCCUCGCGGCCGUCGUCGCUACGUCUUCUUCGGUCCCCGUCUUCCGCAUGACCCCAGCCGCAACCGUGGCAGCCGUCCUCGUCGCCAGCGCACCGUUGUUGUCAUCCGAGACCUCGAGAGCGGUCUCCACGGAGGAUCCGCCGUCCACAGCCAUGCCGAUGGCGGAGGUACCUCCAACGCGUCUACAACCGCCAUCUCCGGCUCCGUCUGCUCCUGCUCCCACGACCACCACCACGGCCACGACGGCGGCUCCGAGCACUACAUCACCACCCCCGACGACCGCGAGCUGAACAUCAAACGCGCCCGCACCGCCUUCGUUCAUAUUGCCACGGCUGAUCCUCGUACGGGCGCCAUCCGCGCUCCCCGCUUCGUUCCCGACGACGUCUCCUCCGCCAACGCUUCUACCAUCUCCGCAGACGGUGGCAUCGGUGUGUGUGCCCAAGGCCAGUGA